UUUUCCCCAAGUUGUUGUCCACCAUGGAUAACCUGAGGAAGCCCCAAUCCGCCAAAUGCAAAGCAGAGCCUAACGACAACCCUAUGUAUGAUGUCUUAGAUACACCAUUCAUAUUUCGAAGGUGGUCGGAAUCCAUCUCUGCUUGCAACCUUUUAUCCGAAUUCUUGAAGGAGAGUCCGAGAAAGCUGCAUAAGCAUGAUCAGAGCUGGGGCAACACCGGUUUUUCUAAUAUCUGCAUUUUUCCAUGGCGUAUGGUUGAGAAGAUAAUCUCUUGUUUCCAUCAAGCUAGUGAGACAAUCACCGGACUUGGUGGUCCGAGGGAAACAUUCAAGAUUGCGAAUACAAGGUACGUGUCCAAGAAUCCUUUUAUUCAGGAUCUAUGGAUCUUUAUCUUUAAGGAGGUGAGACGUAAAUCCGAGUACGCUUUUGAUGAGACAAAGGCGAGGGAGAUAUAUGAGGGUAGAGGUGAUCUGUUUCUCACGUAUAGACUAGGGGAUGCCGAUGGCAACAAUCUUUUAAGGUAUGUCAACCAGGCCAGAUACGACUCUAGUAUUUUGUGUUGGCAUAUUGCUACUGAAAUCUGGUACAACAUGGAGAAAGCCACGGAAAGAAAUGAGAGAAGGGAAUUUGGCAAGAUCCUCUCCGACUACAUGCUGUAUCUUUUACUCAAUCAGCAUGAUAUGGUGUCCGGUGUGGCGGGCGCCGCCCAAAUGACGUUAGCCGACAUGGUGCUCGAUCUAUCGGACCACAUCGGCGAUGCGACCAAGGACACAGCGGAGCUAUGCAAGAGAUUGUAUGAUUAUCCUUCCCACAAAUUCGGGAUAUCCACGCUCAAUGAGGGGCUCGGAUUGGCCCGACAGAUGGCAAGUCUCGGGGAAAAGAAAUGGGAGGUGAUGAGCGGAGUUUGGGUGGAGAUGCUGUCAUAUGCAGCAAGUCAUAUCAAGGGGGAUGCACAUGUGCGGGGGCUGAGCAAAGGUGGAGAGCUUCUUGCCUUUGUUUGGCUCUUGAUGGCCCAUUUCGGUUGUUUCUACAAACCUCCAUGGGGCAUAUUUUAUAAGCCUUUGGAUGCAAGGUUUGUGCAUCCAACAGGAUUCAGAUAAACAGCGCUCAAAUUGUUUUGGGUGGAUUA
This is a messenger RNA of Rhodamnia argentea, 1129 nucleotides long. RefSeq lists its product as uncharacterized. The record is from RefSeq and is a predicted model, not a curated record. Lineage: Eukaryota; Viridiplantae; Streptophyta; Magnoliopsida; Myrtales; Myrtaceae. The transcript has a single exon. The coding region runs from base 24 to 1100 and encodes 358 amino acids.